Messenger RNA from Branchiostoma floridae (Florida lancelet), 3034 nucleotides. RefSeq names its product matrilin-4-like. NCBI's taxonomy places the organism in Eukaryota, Metazoa, Chordata, Leptocardii, Amphioxiformes, Branchiostomatidae. Gene Ontology annotation, molecular function: calcium ion binding. The record is from RefSeq and is a predicted model, not a curated record.
UGGAUAUCUUUUGGUCUAUUUGAUAACAAUGCAACUUGAAUAAACAGAGAGAAAAGAUCACAGCGACUCGGGGCCGACAAGAAGAACGGUCCGCCAUGGCUCUGGUAGUGUUCGCGCUUUUGGCUCUUCUCUCUACCGCUGCCGCCCAACAGGGGCAGGUAUGCAGCGCCAAACUGGACCUCAUGCUGGUGCUGGACGGCUCCGGCAGCGUGGGAGAUGCCGACUUUGCCAAAACUCUACAGUUUGCCGAGAACGUCGUCAACGCUUUUGACAUCGGAACUGACCUGACUAGAGUGGGAGUGGUUCAGUAUUCUGACAACCCGACAAUGGAGUUUAAUAUGGGGGAUCACGCUGACAAGGCCUCUACCAUAGCUGCCGUGAACAACAUCCAGUACCAGAACGGAGGCACGGCUACUGGAGCAGCACUGGAGUUCGCGCGAGCCAACGCAAACUGGAGGGGUGCACCUGUGCCUAAGGUGAUGAUCGUGGUGACAGACGGCAAGUCCGGAGACGAUGUGACCGCCGCGGCCCAGGCCCUGGCAGGAGAGGGAGUUGCCGUGUACGCCAUCGGUGUGGGCAACUACGACCUGCCUGAGCUGCAACAGAUCGCUAACGGCAACAACAACAACGUCAUCGAGCUGCAAGAUUACAACGCCCUGACGGCUGCCAUUGAUCAGAUUGCCGGACAGGUUUGCAUAGACAUAGACGAGUGCCAGUCCCAGCCGUGUCAGAACGGAGGUCAGUGCAUCAACGGCGACAACCGCUACGACUGCCAGUGUCCCGCUGGAUUUACCGGCCAACCACCCCUGCCCCGACAUGUAACGCACCGCUGGAUCUCUUCUUCGUUCUGGACGGAUCCGGCAGCGUAACUGGCGCCAACUUCGACAAGGUGAAACAGUUUACUAAGAACGUGGUGAACGCUUUCGACAUCAGCGCGACCGCCACCAGGGUCGGCGUGGUGCAGUACUCUGACUCCAACACCUUGGAAUUCAACCUUGGUGACCAUGCAGACAAGCCAUCUACCCUGGCCGCCAUUGACAGCAUCGUGUACCAGGGUGGCGGCACAACCACCGGGUCCGCUCUGGAGUUCGCCCGCGUGAAUGCAGCAUGGAGAGGCGGAAGUGUUCCAAAGGUGAUGAUCGUGGUAACUGACGGUAAGUCAACUGAUUCUGUGACGGCGUCCGCUAACAACCUGGCCGCUAAUGGCGUGGAUGUGUACGCCAUCGGCGUGGGCAACUACGAUGGCGCCGAACUUCUGGAUAUCGCUGCCGGCAACCAGAACAACGUGAUCGAGUUGACGGACUUCAACGCCCUGAACGCAGAGAUCGAGCAGAUUGCCCAGACUGUCUGCCGAACUACUGUGUGAACCACCAGUGCCAGAACGGUGCCGCCUGUGUUAACCAGCCAGGCCAGAAUGGCUACACCUGCAACUGCCUGCCGGGAUGGGAGGGACCACACUGUGAAACACCAUCUUGUCAGAACACGGUCUCCCUGUGUGGCAACAGUCCUGGAUGGCCUGAUGUCGGCCUGUGCUCAGAGACCUAUGUACUCGCCGCCUGCCCUGAGUUCUGCGGCACUUGCAGCUGCCCCACAAACCCCGAGUGUAAGAAUGGCGGUAGCCGCGGUAACGACCCUAACCUGUAUGGUGAAGAUACCUGCGACUGUGUCUGUGUGGGGUCAUGGACAGGACCGACCUGUGAAGUCUGUUCUCUGUCGUGUGCAAAUGGAGGUGUUGUCGACCAAGGCAGCUGUACUUGCGUCUGUGCCGAUGGCUGGGAUGGACCUACCUGCUCAGACGUGUGUGCGGAUUCCAGCACUCUCUGCGGAGCUAACCCUGGUUGGCCUACAGUGGAAUCCUGUCAAGUGGACUAUGUACAGGCUGCUUGUCACGCUUUCUGUGGCGUCUGCACGCCCGUGGUUGUGAACCCCCCUGUGGCACUCGGCAGCUGCCAGGCACCUGUGGACCUGGUGUUCGUCAUCGACGGCUCCGGCAGCGUUGGUGCCACGGAGUUCGAGAAAGCCAAGACCUUCAUGAAGAACGUCGUUUCGCAGUUCGUCAUCAGUGCAGCAGAUACUAAGGUUGGCGUGAUUCAGUACAGCUCAACUGUGCAAGAAGAGUUCUCCCUCAAUGCCCACUUCACCAAGACUGCUGUCCUCAACGCCAUCGACAACAUCGUGUACAUGGGAGGAGGCACGCUUACUGGAGCAGCCAUCACGUACAUGAAGGAUAACAGCCAAUGGAGACCGGGCGUGGCCAAAAUCGCCAUCGUGGUGACUGACGGGAAGUCUAGUGAUGAUGUUGGACCCCCAUCCAGCGCGGCCCAGCAAACCGGCAUCACCAUGCACGCCAUCGGUGUUGGAGCCAAUGUAGACCAGACGGAGUUGAGUCAGAUCGCCAGUACCUCUCAGUACGUCACCACCGUGGCCGACUACGACGCGCUGGACGCCCAGAUGGCCCAACUGACUGCCUCUGUCUGUGACGGCGCGAAUGACCAGUGUGAGUUGCCUGUGCUGCAGUACCAGACCUGUGUGCAGCAGGCGCUCUCCACCUGCUACUCCCAGACUGGUGCACGGGAGGUCAGCAGGGUCAGGAGGAGCGCAGACACGCCCAUCACCCUCCGUCGCCAAGCUGAGGUCCAUGUGAUGGUGAGCAGCCAGGGUCUGCUGGCCGUGGUGGCCGUCACCGUUGGUAACGUCUUUCUGGCAGCAAUCGCUUUCACCUUCAAGAUGAAGCAGCUGACCAAGGCCAAGUCCAACGGCAGUGCCUAGUUUUACACAUGACGUGAUACCGUCUGAUACAUGAUCAAACAUGACAUCCUACAAAUGGUAACAGAAUAAACAUCAAAUCUUGAAAGAUUACGUUAUCUUAUUCAAUGUAAAAGCAUCUAUCUGAGUCAGUUGUUUUAGCAAAUGUUAUUGGUAGUGUACAUUAUUCACAUUGAGUUCCCAUACCUAUUUGGUAUGCCAAUGGUCAGAUGUAAAUUGUAAACCAGAUUUCCUUUGAUCAACAAAAUAAACCACCCAGUCUUGAAAA